CCACGAGUUGGUUGCGUGUGCUCUGUGUGCGGUAAUUAAGAAAGUUCAUACAGCUUUACCGGUUGUUCUUACACCUAACCUAACCAAACCAACAAACAGUAACCACAACAACAACAACAACUAUUUACAAAAUGGUGUACACAGUUACAGACGUGAACGACUUCAAGACACAGCUGACGAAUGCGGGCGAUAAGCUGGUCGUUGUGGACUUCUUUGCCACCUGGUGUGGACCCUGCAAGAUGAUUGCGCCCAAGCUGGAGGAGCUGUCGCAACAGUUUUCCGAAAAGAUUGUUGUAAUCAAGGUUGAUGUUGAUGAGUGCGAAGACAUUGCCAUGGAAUACAACAUCGCCAGCAUGCCCACGUUCCUGUUCAUCAAGAACUCCGUCAAGGUGGACGAGUUCGCUGGCGCCAAUGCCUCCCGAUUGGCUCAGACCAUUGAGAAGCACAUCUAAGAGCAAAUGCAAUAUAAGUUAAACCUCAAUGCCUCUUCUUUUUUUGUGUUUUGUAAAAAUGAAUUGUCAAGAAGCAGCAGCAGCCGUCAGAAAAGGCAAUUCGCGUAGUUCUCUUUAUACCAUUUAGUUAAUUAUGUAUUCCAUAAGUUUGCUAUGUUUGCAACAAACACUCACACACACACAAACACCUAAUCGAAUUAAUUCCAGCACAUUGAUUUGUUCAGAUUAAAUGCAUUCAAUUAUAUUUCUCAAUUAUUUUUGGCGUCUUCGACACUCUGCAGCGCAGCAUCAACAAACAAUUGAAAAACAAAAGUGGCUUUAAAUGUAA
Drosophila hydei is the source of this 780-nucleotide messenger RNA. RefSeq names its product thioredoxin-2 (gene Trx2). The transcript has 3 exons. NCBI's taxonomy places the organism in Eukaryota, Metazoa, Arthropoda, Insecta, Diptera, Drosophilidae. Bases 132 to 452 code for a protein of 106 amino acids. Gene Ontology annotation, molecular function: protein-disulfide reductase activity. The record is from RefSeq and is a predicted model, not a curated record.